AUGUUCUCUGGAAAGUUCAGUGUGUUUGAAAAGCUGCUCAUAGCAUUGAUUGUUGUGGUCAACGUUGUCCACAGUUGUCCAGAAACAAGACAAUGCUACCCAGACGAAAUCGCUACCAUGCCUUGCCAAGGCACUCCUACAUUCGAGUGGACUAUGGAACCAAGUGAAAUUGACUGCAGUGUGUUCAUCUCAUGCUUUAAUGGCAUCGGUAUUCUAAUGUGUUGUCAGGAAGGAUUAUACUACAACCCUGACACGCAACGUUGUGAACCUGAAGCAAACGUGGAUUGUCAAAUCGAGCCACAACCUUGUGAAACAACAACGGAAAAUCCAGAUAUAACAACGACAACGACCCCGGAAGAAUCAACAACAACGAAUGAACCAGAUAUUACCACGAGCACAGAAGAAGCACCGACAACGAACGAUCCAGAUAUUACAACGAGCACAGAAGAAGCACCGACAACGAACGAUCCAGAUAGUACAACGACAACUGAGACAGAUACUACGGAAGAUGAAACUACCACGGCAGCCGUAGAAACUACCACUGUUGAAGAAGGGGUGGAUUUGGCAGCACUUUGUGCAGCGCAACCGUCAGAUGAGUUAGUCGAGUUGGCAUACCCAGGCGACUGUACCAUGUCCGUUGUUUGUGAAAAUAGGGAACUUAUAGCUACAGACAUGUGUCCAGCCGGGUUACACUUCAAUCCUAGCCUUUUCGUCUGCGAUACACCCGAUCAUGCGGAAUGUUUAGACUUUGUUUGUCAGAACAAUCCUGAUGGAAAUCAAGCAACAUUAGCAAGCUUAAACUCAUGCCAAAGAUACUACAUAUGCAUUGGCAAUGUAACCGUCGAGCGCUUCUGUGCACCGGGUACGAUAUUUGAAGCUGCAAACGAAUGGUGCAUAGUUGACGAUGUGGAAAAUCCGUGUGAACCCGACCGACUUCCUCCUCCACCAGAAGCAGUCAUAGAGCAGUGCACAGAAGAAAAUGAACUAAACAAAAUAGCUCACCCUACGCUGUGUGAUGUGUACUACCGUUGCCUUAAUGGACGGCUUUGGAUACGACAGUGUCCGACAGGACUUUUCUUUGACCCUGAGCGAAGUCAGUGCAAUCUGCCGGAUUUUGUGUCCUGUGAAAUUACCCGAUAA
Messenger RNA from Anopheles maculipalpis, 1140 nucleotides. RefSeq lists its product as uncharacterized. Gene Ontology annotation, molecular function: chitin binding. The record is from RefSeq and is a predicted model, not a curated record. Bases 1 to 1140 code for a protein of 379 amino acids. Gene Ontology annotation, cellular component: extracellular region. The transcript has 3 exons. Lineage: Eukaryota; Metazoa; Arthropoda; Insecta; Diptera; Culicidae.